Nematolebias whitei (Rio pearlfish) is the source of this 882-nucleotide messenger RNA. Its product is annotated as oncoprotein-induced transcript 3 protein-like. The record is from RefSeq and is a predicted model, not a curated record. The transcript has 5 exons. NCBI's taxonomy places the organism in Eukaryota, Metazoa, Chordata, Actinopteri, Cyprinodontiformes, Rivulidae. The coding region runs from base 1 to 882 and encodes 293 amino acids.
AUGACAGUGACACUGGAGAAGGCUUCCAUGCCUGGCAUUGAUGAAAACUUUCUCAAAUUGAAAGACCCCUCAUGCUCACUCACCUCUAAUGACACACAUGUCAUGGGCACCAUAUCUUUUACCACCUGUGGCACAGAACUCCAGGACAGAGGUGAUUACAUUGCCUUCAAGAAUGAGAUCCAUUCCUUUGAGCGUCCAGAUGAGCUCAUCAUCCGUAGGAGAACAGUUGAGAUAGAUUUUGCUUGUGAGUUUCCAAAAACCAUCAGCAUUUCCAGCUACUACAACCUCCACCAGUCUGACUACAUCUUUACCGAGUCCAGCUUUGGCAGUUUUGGCUACACCUUUGAGAUCUUCAUUGACAGUAACUUUAUAAACAAGGUGGAAGCUAAUGCCUAUCCAGUGCAGGUCAAGCUGCUAGAAAUGAUUUAUAUGGGCAUUCAAGCCAACUCGGACUUCCCAAAUGUGACUAUGUUUGUUGAAUCGUGUAAAGGAACUCCUGAUGACAACCCUGAGAAUCCUCUGUCUUAUGACCUCAUUAAGAACGGAUGUGUAAAAGAUGAAACAAUGAAAAUCCACUCAUCAGACCAGACUUCGUUUAACUUUGCAGUUCAAGCCUUCAAAUUCAGUGGAGACUAUGAUCAGGUGUAUGUCACAUGUUCUGUCAUCUUGUGUGAGCCUGGAAGUCCCUUUUCAAGAUGUGCUCAGGGCUGCCUGAGUGAUCCUUCCCGUCGACGCAGACGAGGGCUGAACAAGGAGACAACUGGACACUACAUUACCCAGGGUCCGCUGCAGUUUGAGAAAGAGACAAAUCUCAGCAGCCACUCCAUUCCCAGCACCAACUACUACACCACUCCCAACACCAUGGUGGUGGUGGACUACUAG